UCUUUGGUUAUGUAUUGCGGUACAAAUGUAUAGUAAUAAAAAUGUUCAGGGUAGUAUAAUUUUGGUACAUACACCCAUCUGGCCAAGAGAUAUAUGGCAUAAAAAUAUGCCUGCCAUUUGCGAAUAUAAGUUCCCAUAUUAAAUCGUUUUUAUUUAUUUUUUCACAUAACAUAUAUCCAGCUUUGCUAUAAUUACGAUAAAAUUUUGAGUAUUUGUUAAGCAAUUUAUUUCAUAGAAUUAUAGUAAUAAAAAAAAACACUUAAAAUCGUUAUCAUGAGUUUAUUAGAGCAAGAUGAAAAACAACCGGAUUUAAUUCUAAGAUUGAGGGUUGAUCGACCGCUUUAUAAUCAAGAUACAUUAAAUCAAGAAUUCUAUUAUGAAAAACCAAAAUUUUCAUUGAUUAAGAGAGUGUCAAACUCAUUAGCAAAUAAAAGUUGUCAAUCAUGUAUAACUUCCAUGUUACCAGUCAUAAAAUGGUUGAAGAAGUACAAAUGGAAGGAACAUAUAAUAUCAGACAUCAUAUCAGGAAUUACGGUGGCAAUAAUGCAUAUCCCUCAGGGAAUGGCUUAUGCUUUAUUAGGAAAUGUUCCACCAGUCAUUGGCAUUUACAUGGCAUUUUUUCCAGUAUUAAUCUAUUUUUUACUUGGAACUUCUAAACAUGUUUCUAUGGGUACUUUUGCUAUUGUGUGUCUAAUGACUGGUAAAGCUGUGACUUCAUAUUCUUAUUCAACAGAUAAUUUAGGUAUCAAUAAUACUGAGAUGAUAAAUACUACUUCUACGCAGUAUUCACCGAUGCAAGUAGCUACGGCUGUAACUUUUACAGUAGGAAUAUUACAAUUAAUGAUGUUUUUUUUACGCUUGGGCAUUAUCAGCACACUACUCAGUGAAACUUUAGUAAAUGGAUUCACGACCGGAGCUGCCAUUCAUGUACUUAUGUCCCAAAUAAAAGAUCUCUUCGGUCUAAAAUUACCAAAGCAACAAAUAGAUCAUUUUAAAGUUAUUUUUACGACAAUAGAUAUAUUUUCUGUACUUAAUGAUCCUAAUUUUGCAGCUAUGAUUGUUUCUGCAGUUUCAAUAGCAAUUAUGAUAAUCAACGAUGAAUUUUUUAAGCCAUGGUUGAAAAAAAAAUGUAAUAUGCCCAUACCAAUUGAAUUAAUUGCUGUUGUUGCUGGAACUUUGAUCUCAAAUUAUUGUGAUUUACCUGGUAAAUACAAAAUUCAAACAGUUGGGGACAUUCCAACUGGACUGCCAAAACCCGAGUUACCUACUUUUCAACUUUUAUCAAUAGUUGCCGUUGAUUGCAUUGCUAUCACUAUGGUGUCUUACACAGUAACACUUUCUAUGGCUUUAAUAUUUGCCCAAAAAUUACAAUACGAUAUUGAUUCUAAUCAAGAACUUUUUGCGAUGGGCAUGAGUAAUGUAUUUGGGUCAUUCUUUUUCUGUAUGCCCGUUUCUGCAUCAUUAAGUCGGUCUUUAAUUCAACAAACAGUUGGUGGAAAAACUCAGAUAGCUAGUAUUGUUUCCUGCUCCAUUUUAUUAAUUAUUCUUCUAUGGAUCGGACCAUUUUUUGAACCUUUGCCAAGAUGUGUAUUAGCAUCAAUAAUCAUUGUUGCUUUGAAAGGCAUGCUAUUACAAGCAAAACAACUACGACGUUUUUGGAAGGUCAGCAAGUUAGAUGGGAUAACUUGGAUUGUCACUUUUUUAGUUGUUGUUUUAGUGGGAAUCGAUAUUGGACUUUUGUUUGGUUUACUUACAUCUCUGGCAAGCAUAUUAUUUCUCAGUAUAAAAUCUUACUCUUGUUUGCUCGGACAUGUGCCAAAUACUGAUUUAUACUUAGACAUAAGUAGAUACAAAGGAACAGUUGAAUUAAAGGGUAUAAAAAUAUUUCAUUAUUGUGGAGGAUUGAAUUUUGCCAAUAGAAAUAAUUUCAAGUUACGACUAUUUGAGUUAGUUAAUGUAAAUCCACAAAAAGUAUUAAAAAAAAGGAUGAAGAAACUUAAAAGUAUAACUGACGACUGUAACUAUGAUGAUGAUCUAGAGCAAAAAUUACGAUGCAUUGUUAUGGAUUUAAGUGCAUUGAGUUAUAUUGAUCCCAGUGGAAUUACAAUUUUACAUGCAAUCUCAGAUGAAUUCGCUUCAAUUAAUAUUCCUAUUUACUUAGCCGGAUGUUCAGCACCAGUUUUUGAAAGUAUUCUUAAAUGUGAUAAAUAUGCUGCUGGAAAACAUCAAUUCAUCAUUUUUGUUACAAUUCAUGACGCAGUAACUUACGCAAAAGAAAUAUUUGCUAUUAGUUGAUGAUGAUGAAAUUAAUAAUCAACGAUUAUAAAAAUAAGUUCAUGACGAUGAGAAAUCUUUACGUAAUGAAAUUAACUAAUAAAUUAUUAUAAACUUAAA
Molecule: messenger RNA, 2394 nt
Organism: Chelonus insularis
Lineage: Eukaryota; Metazoa; Arthropoda; Insecta; Hymenoptera; Braconidae
Product: solute carrier family 26 member 6-like
Exons: 11
Coding region: 274-2295 (673 amino acids)
Biological process (GO): transmembrane transport
Cellular component (GO): plasma membrane
Molecular function (GO): oxalate transmembrane transporter activity; chloride transmembrane transporter activity; bicarbonate transmembrane transporter activity
Source: RefSeq, a predicted model, not a curated record